UUUUGUUCGUCUGGGUACCGAAGAAGACGCCAUUUUGUGUGAAAAAAUUUUUUUCUGCUGGGGCGGCGUUUAUGUGAAUAUCUUACAAAAUUAGUCGAAUUACUAUUUCCCGGAGAUUUAGUGAUACUAUUACUUACCGGCUAUCGUAUCAGUUCACAAAUAAACAAAAAAUCACGCGGCAUUCUAGUGGUGUUGUUGUUGAACUGAAAGUAAAGAGCCAAACGUGCCGCCUUUAUUGUUGUGUCUCCAGGCGAGCUGCAGUGAUUGUAAAAGUGAAUUAGCACGUGUGGCCAGAAAGGGAAUAGCUCCUCAAGAUGAGUAGCAGCACCCCCGGUAGCGAUGCGGCGGCGACGCCAUCGUCGUCUCCACUGGUCAAAGUGGAGGCAGACUUCUCAGGAUCGAAGUUUGAAAUAGAUGCAUCACUGUCUGACGAGGAACGUAAGUUCUACCUAAAGAUGUUUUCCUCCGUGGAUUUGGUGAAUCUGCGUAAAGUACACUGCACAGUGUGUCGCCUCCAUUUGGGAUGUGCUCCAGUCUCCGAGAACAACAUCAAGAUGCAUCCCAUUCUGCGAGUGACGCACUGCGUCAAGUGCCACGAUUUUUAUAACAGCGGCGAGUUCUCCAAGGGUGAGGACGGCUCUGAGCUGUACUGCCGCUGGUGCGGCCAAGGCGGCGAGGUGUACUGCUGCUCGACAUGUCCCUAUGUCUUCUGCAAGUGUUGCAUUGUGAAGAACCUCUCCAAGGGCGUGGUAGUGGACAUUGAGCAGAAUGAGAACUGGAACUGCUUCAGCUGCACCUCCAAGAUUCUUUGGCCCCUGCGUGCCCAGCACUGGGCCCUGGUAAACUACAUCCAGACUCAAAAAAGAGCGAUUCAAGCGUUACCGCUGCCCGAAAUCGAAAUUCGUCGUCUUAUGCUCAAGGAUAACAGCACUUGCUGCCGGAAGAUUAACUAUUUGUCAGACUCGAUGGAAAGCGUGGAAUCGAACGCCUCCAAACGCAGCCAGAGCAGCCCAGCGGUUCCGAAGAGAACCAAACCAGCUCAGCCCCCACCGGCAAAGCGUCCCAAACCCGCUUCCAACGAUGAGGUAGUCUGCACCCCGGAUCUUCUCAGCAUGCUAGAACCGGAUUGCCAGCUAUCAACACCUAACCAACCUAAAUUAGGCACUCGCCUUCCGGUGCUACCCGCCAAUGUCACUACCACCCCCAAGAUCGUCACUGUCGAGCAGAACUACACAGGACCGACUCCCAGCAAUAGUAGCGGAAGUAAUGGAAGUGGAAGUGGGUCAUUGCCAAUGCAAAGAAACAGUCUGCCACCGCCUCUAGUCCUGAGUGGUUCGGGAAUACGAUACCGCCAAAAUGGCCCAAGUGGUAAUGUAGUGCGCCGUACAGUAGUGCCCAACCCGGUGCGAAACUCUGGUCCUGUAUUCCACACUAUUAACGGUUUCCGGGUGGACUUAAAUAGUGCGGCACAGCAGGACUCGUAUCGACUGCCAAACGGCCGUUUGAUCCAAGUAAAGCGACAGGUACCCCCGACACAGCAGCCGCCGGCGGCGUCCCCAAUGGGUCUUCCGCCGGGCAUUGUUAUCCGACCAGCGCGACCUACGCAUCCAGCUGUUGGUAGACAGAGCCAGGCCCAGGGCCUUGGCAGUAACAUUGGCAUCUACAAUCCGCAAAAUAAUCAGCCACAAAGAUCCCCUCAGAUUGUACGGAUCGGAAGCAUGAAUCCGGCAGCUGCAUCCCAACAACAAGCCCCGCCAUCAAACGUAAACGGAGGUCAGCCAGCAACGGCUGGACAUCCAGGCCCGCCAGGGCCCAAGACUUCAACUCUGGUGCGCCGAGUAUACCCCGAUAAUCCGAUUGGACACGCGCGGAACCAAUUGCAGGAACAAAUUUUCAGUGCCAUGGAGAUCUGCACACAUCUCACGGGUAAGGUGGUGUCCCUAACCCACUCGAAUGCCUACAACCAGGUGCGCGGCUAUAUGGAUCUCAAGGAGCUCUACAUUCACAUGUCGUAUCUAAUGACAUAUGCCAUUGGACGUUUCAAGAACCUGCAGGAGAAGUGUUUGGUGGACAUGCGCGAAAUGGGAUUCAAGAAUGAUGCAAAUAGCUUGGAGAAUGGUCAGCUGGCAGCUGCCGUGGACUAUGUUUGCUAUGGCCAGCUGGAGGACGUGGAUCUGUUCAACAGGGGCUCCAACAGCUUUCACAAUCAGGUCUACGAAUACCGAAAGAGCUUGCACGCCAAUCUAAAGGAGGGCGAGGACUGUGAGCCACUCCCACCUCUACUGCCACUGGGAGUUAGAGCCGAAGGCGAUCCCAUCGAUGAGGAUGAAACGGAAUUGCCUGCGGAGACGACCAUUGAGGAUGGCAAUGAUGUUGAGGAGGUGGAAGACCUGGAUUGCGAUGAUCAGGACGAUUUGGAUGACGAUUUAGAUGACGAUGACUUGGACAACGAGGAUUGUGGCGAACUGGGCACGGAGGAGAGCAUGAAUCGAAACGAACAGGCUCACGCCUAUGACCGAAAGCUGACUCGACUACUCCGCGAAUACCCAUCAAUCUGGUGCACUAGACACCCGGAUUAUGGAAAGAAGGAGGUCACUCUGAAGCAGUGGCGCGUAAUAGCCACUCACUUUCCGCGCGGAGACGACAUAAAACUCCGAUGGAAGAAUAUUCGUAAGCGCUACGUUAGAAUCGAAAGGCGUCUGAAGCAGGGAAAACGCUUCAAGGGCUACUUCGACAAAGCCACCAACUAUUUGACCAACAGGGAUCGACCUCGGAGCGAGUGGCUGGCCGUGGAUUGCGGCGAGGACGACGGCGAUGGUUUCGAGCGCAAGCAACUGGAUGUGAUCGAGAAUACCAUCGAAAACAAAGAUCAGAAGAAGAGUAAUUUGGGGAAAAUCAAACCCAAGGGGGUCAUUCCAAUAGAUGUGCGUGCCAUUGACCUCCGUAUCAUAAACUUUGCCAAGAGCCAUCCUGUCCUCUGGCGCAAAUCCACCGAUCCCGAGUUCAACAGCAUUGAUGAGCAAACCAGAACAUCUCUCUGGCAGAAUUUUUGGAGAUCGGCUCCCAACUAUCCCUGCGAAUAUCUCGUGGAACGUUGGCAGCAGAUGUAUGAGAUGUACAAGACAUUCCGACUGAAAAACAUAAAAGAUAAAAGAGCCUUUGCCAAUUUGGAGCUCAAGUACUCAAAGUACUUGGCCAGCUUAUACUUUCUGUACAAAAUAGACGAACAGGAUCUAAGAGAUGAGUUUGAACCGCUGCAAGAUUGCCUUCCCAACGGAACCGAAACGGUUGAAAAGCUUAAGGACAUGCCAGAUGAUAAGCAGUUCGUCCAGCAACUGGUUCUGGCCAUGCGGGCUUAUCCCACGCUGUGGAACUCUCGACAUGGGGAUUACAGUGAUGUGGCAGCCAGAGAGCGUCUAUGGCCGGAGGUUGCUCGACGAUUGCCUCGUUUUAAACGGGAUGCAAAGGCCUGCAAGUUGCGCUGGCAGAUGGCCAAGUUUGCCUACGAGUGCUAUGGCAGAGAAAUGGAGAGGCAAAGACCCAACGAGCGAAAGCUACAGAAAUUGCGAUCCAAUUUCCCCCUGGAGGAGAUGCGGUUUCUUAAUAUUUAAAAAAAACAUUACUUUUGGAAU
Molecule: messenger RNA, 3632 nt
Organism: Drosophila bipectinata
Lineage: Eukaryota; Metazoa; Arthropoda; Insecta; Diptera; Drosophilidae
Gene: ADD1
Product: ADD domain-containing protein 1
Biological process (GO): replication fork processing; chromatin remodeling
Cellular component (GO): nucleus; pericentric heterochromatin
Molecular function (GO): chromatin DNA binding
Source: RefSeq, a predicted model, not a curated record